Molecule: messenger RNA, 4418 nt
Organism: Drosophila busckii
Lineage: Eukaryota; Metazoa; Arthropoda; Insecta; Diptera; Drosophilidae
Product: myb-like protein Q
Exons: 7
Coding region: 335-2644 (769 amino acids)
Source: RefSeq, a predicted model, not a curated record
GCCUGUUAAGUCACACAAGUCGCAUUACGUAGCCGCCGCGUAGCCGCUGUCGGUGCAACGUCAAUUGAUAGCGCAAAAAUAUCAAAAAUUCAACUGUAUGUCUGUUUGACUGUCCUGCAUUUAAUUAACAUAAAAUGUUGCGUGUUUAUUUUGUGUGCUCGAAAAGCAAAAGAAUGUGCGACUAAGUGCAGUGUGCGAUCCGUGAAAUCCACAAGCAAAGCGGAAACGGCAACAGCAUUCUCUGGAUUAUAGGCAACAACAAUAAAAAACGAAGAACAAGCAAUUGCUACAGCAUCAGCAACAGCAACAGCACAGCAACAGCAGCAGCAUCAGCAUGACAGGCAUCAAUUCCUUGUGGUUUUAUUUGCUUCUCUGUCACAGCUGCAACAUUUGUGGAUUACACUGUCUGGGCCAGCUAGCUAUGGCAUUGCCGUUUGAGUACUCGGAUGAGCAUGAUGAUUUCAACUAUGACCUGGACACUGCACAAUCGCAGGCCAAAUACGAUGCUCGCCUGCUGUCCGAGCAAAUGCUAAGCGAUGCUGAGCUGCUCCAGCAGCGAGCUCAGAACGUUGAUGAUGCUGAUAAUAAUGACGAUGGCGACGGCAGCAGCAGUUUGCACUCAAAGCCCACCCAGGCACAGUUGACAAUUACAGCCAGCGGCAGCGAUGAGGAUGACUUGGAGCCGCACAGCCGUGCUGCGGCAUGUUUUACAAAUGGCCACAAGUACACACAUGGCCAAAAGGUGCCGCGUUCGGAUGCCUGCGAGGUCUGCCUAUGCAUGGACGGUGAAAUCUUUUGCUGGUGGGAGAAAUGCGAUAAGACAAUUGUAAGCCCAGCGACGACAGCAGCGGCGGCGGCAACAUCAACGUCAACUGCAGCAGCAGCAGCAGCGGCGGCGGCGGCAACAGCAAACGGCGACUAUUCAGAUCCAUAUCGGUAUGAGACCACAACGCGAAAAUCAACAAAACUGCAUAAAGCGGCAAGAAAAGUUGGCAAGCGGCAUAAGCAUCGCAAGAAUCAAAAGACUUUUAAUGACUAUGAAGUUUACCACAGCCGCAAGCAGGCGGAUUAUAAAAAGGCAGACAUAAAGCAACAAAAACAAAAGAGUUCGCCCAUCAGCGACAGCAGCAGCAGCAACAGUGGCACUGGCAACAGCAACUACAACAUCAUCAAGCAACACAAACACGAACAAAAGUUGGCAACGUCAACGUUACAGCAGCAACCAGUGGAGCAUAUGGCAGCCACGCCUGUUAAUCAGGCAGCCAAGGAAACGCAUUAUCAGCCCCAGCAGCUACCCAAGCAGCAGCAGCAGCAGCAGCCACAGCAUGUGCAACAAUUGCAGCAACACCCACAUCAGCAACAACACGCACAUCAGCAACAACAACAUUCGACCAGUAAGAUUUUAAAUUUUCCCGAAAACUUGCCCGCAUUGCUUUAUUAUGACUAUAAGACGGAGGAGCACGAACAUCAUCAGCAUCAACAUCAUCAGCAGCAUUUGUUGCACGAAAAGCAGCGUUUGUUGCAGCAACAAAAGCAACAGCAGCAGCAGCAGCAACAGUUGCUGCAAAAGGCAAAAGCAGUCGUUGAACUUAACACAGACUUGAGCGCUGAUAAAAACUUUGAUGAGGCGGAAACCGACAGCGAUAUUUUACCCGUGCCACCCACAAAGCGACCACAGCAAGUCUCAACAACUGGCAGCAGCAGCAGUAGCAAGACAACAGCAACAACAACAACAACAAUUGGCCAACAAGCAGCGACAGUUUCUGCCAUUACAAAUCAGCUGCAACAUGAUCAGGAUAUUGAGCAGGCUGACGAUGCAUUUCAUCGUUGGCUGACAUCGACGGAACUCAAUGUUGACAGCACAAACACGCUUGACGAUGGCUUGCCAGCAGUUGCCGUUGAGCAGGAAGCACCCACAUCCACAAUAAUCGAUGAUGUUGGCAGCAAAGGCAGCACAAACAACAACAACAGCAGCAGCAGCAGCAACAACAUUGCUGACAAUGCAGAUGCAGUGUUCUUUCGUAGCUCCUACAAUGAUUACAGCAGUGAAUUCAAUGGCAGCGUUGUCAAUAUUGACAUUACACUAACAGCAGUCGAUGUGCACCCACAUCAGCAACAUGCACAGCAGCAGCAGCAGCAACAUCAGUUGCCCAAAGCUGCGCAAACGGAUUUAAUUGCAAAUGACAACCGUAGUGCAGACAUUGAUGUCGCCGAUAGACAACGACAGCCAACAAUGGACCCAAAAGCAACAGCAAUUGCAUCAUCGAUAACAACAACAGCAGCAGGAGCAGCAGUAGCAACAACAGCAACGCCGCGGGUGGCGGGCAUUAACAGCAAUCAACGCAGUGUGCCGCCCUACACGUUGACAACAAUUAUAACAACAACGCCUUUGGCAACAAGAACAAUGCCAACAGCAGCAGCAGCAGCCACAACAACAACCACAGCGUCAACAAUGAGGCGUAUGUGCAAUGUUUUGGGCAAAUUAUACAAAAUUGGUGAGAUUUUGCCACAGGACACCGGCAACUGUUUGCAGUGCAUUUGCACCGAUGCCAUCACUCCGGACGAGCUGCCCAGCGUCACCUGCAGCCCGCACAAUUGUCCGCCGCUGGUGCUGCCGGAUCUGUUCGAUGCGACUGGUUACUGAGGUUACGGGUUUGUGCUGUAAGUUGAGAGCAACCCACGCCCCCCACGUAAGUACGCAACAUUAUUGGCAACUGACACGUAACGAUAAAGCGAACAACAAAUAUGCUAAUGCUAAGCGCUCAUGUAAUUUAUUUUUAAUUUGAUUUCAAUAUUCAAAUCAAACAAACAAACAACAAUGUAAUGCGAAAGUCUUGCAGUCAACUAAUUAAAUAGUCAGACAUACACACACAAACUACAUUAACUUUGAACUCUUAACUAGCUCAGCAGUCGCUAUAUAUAUAUAUCAACGUAUAUACUUACUAUAUGGAUUUCAAUGUAAAGCCCUCCCUAUCAUGACUGCAUCAGCAGCACUCACUAAAACAAAUACAUAUAUACCUAACAUAUAUACAUGACACACGUGUGUGUGUGUGUGUGUGUGUGCAUGUUGCUGAGAGCAAAAUCUAGUUUUUAAGCUGAAUGUUUAUGCAUUUUACAAGCCAUAACACCAACAACAAUGUAAAACUCAUUAAACGUAGUUCAAAGAACCACCCACCCCCGCUCACACCUGCCCCACUAAACUAUGCAGUCCCACACUCAAUAACAGCAGCAGCAGCAACAAAUACACAAUGAACAAUUGUAAUGAAUGUAUACAGCAUUAGAAAUUUUAAAAUGAAUUUAUAGAUGUACUUACUAUGGAAACAUAAAUAAAUAUCAAGCAGCGCAUACUAAACUCAAUGUAUAAUCGAAUAAAACUGUUUGUUUUAUUACACAUUUUACCCGCAUAUAUAUUUAUAUAAACAACAACGUAAUUUAAGUAACUCAAAAUCCAUAACGAAAAAAACUGAACAAUGACAAAUAAUGAAUUAUGUAAUUUCCUAAUUAGUUGCAACAGUUUAACAUUUAUGCUUACAUUUAAUUUCGGUUUAUGUACUCGGCGCUUCUUCUAGGCCAUUUAUGAAAUACGUAAAGAAAUCCAGCAUAUCUUGUAGUCAUAAUAAUUUUAAAUAAAUUAUAGUGUUUAGUAAGAAAUGCUAACAAUCAUUUGUAUAUUUAGUUCGAAAGCAUGCAUUACUUUGUGUCAAAGAUAAACAAGUAUUUAAAAUAUAUAUUAAAAAAAAAAACAAAAACUGUUGUUCAUUUCAAACGAAAACAACUUUAGGCGUGAUAACAAUUAAUUCACUUAAACACAUAAUUUAAGGCAAACCAAAUACUUAUAAAGUAGCAAUAAUUAUGAAUAUUAAUUAGAUACAGUGAAUGAUUAUAGGAACUCGAAAAUUUUAUAAAUACAAAACAUAUAAAUGACAAAUGUAUUUCGGCUUACCGAACUUUUGAAUAAUCAUGCAGCUAAAAGUAAAAAACAUAUCGAACCAAUGAUUAUGACAACUUAUAAAGCAUAUGAAAAAUAUUCGCGUUGAUUUGUUGCAAUUUAAAACUUGUGUGUGUAUAUUUAACGAACAAGCAACAAUUUAAAUGUACUGAGCAGCAUGAGAAACAUGCAAACUAUGCAUGUGUAAAAUAAAAGGAAUUAUGCAGUUUAAAAAUGCAUACAACACAAAUAUGCGCAACAACAAAUAAGAAAGAAAAGAAUAAAAAAUAAAAUGCUCGUAAAUUUGAUAUGUGUAAAGUAAAUGUAACUGCAAGCUCUUAACUAAUCUAUUUACAUACUCGUACUUAUAUAUACAACACAUGCAUACUCUCACAUACAAUAGAAACUUCUAUGUGUUUGUGCCGUCAAACUGACGUCAACGUAACACGUAAAGCAAAUAAAAAUAAAUAAAAAUGAGAAAUACAAAUAA